AUGUCCGGCAUCACCUGCCCUGAUUGCCUCUCGGGCUCUGUCAAGAGCGGCACCCCAACUGGCACGGUCACCACGAUCCACGGCCUGCCCACCUACGUCGCGCGCCCUGAAAAAGCUCCCAAAGGGCUAAUCGUCAUGAUCCCCGACAUUUUCGGGUGGGAAAUCUCCAAUUCGCGACUCUUGGCCGACAGCUAUGCCAAGGAGGGCGGGUUUCUCGUCUACCUCCCCAACUUCAUGAACGGACAUAUCCCUUCGGUGUCCGAUAUGCACGCCAUGGAGAGUUUCCUCGCGCCUUCGCCUUCCAUCUUCACCACCCUCUUCCGCAAGCCUAUCUGGCUGCUCCAGGUCAUCGCCGCCGCGAUCCCCUUCCUGCUAUACAACGGCGAGUCCGCCGUACGACCCAAGAUCACCGCUUUCCACGAAGCGCUGAAGUCGGACCCGGAGACCAAGGAUUUGAAAGUCGGCUCGGCGGGCUUCUGCUGGGGCGGUAAGUACACGACGCUGCUGUGUCAGGAAGAGGGCCUGGUGACGGCGGGGUUCACGGCGCAUCCAAGUAAGAUGAAGUUUCCGGAUGAUUGGGAUAAGGUGAGGAAGCCGCUGUCGAUCGCGAUUGGGGAUGUGGAUCUGGGGAUUAAGGUUGAGAUGGUGAGGGAGAUUAAGAGGGUGUUGGAGGGGAAGGAGGAUGUGGUGAAUGAAGUUGUCAUUAUGCCGGGUGCGAAGCAUGGGUUUGCGGUGAGGGCGGAUCCGAAGGACGAGGGGCAGAUGAAGAGCGCGGAGGAGGCGAAGGUGCAAGCUCUGUCGUGGUUUGCGAAGUGGCUGGUGUAA
Molecule: messenger RNA, 825 nt
Organism: Amorphotheca resinae ATCC 22711
Lineage: Eukaryota; Fungi; Ascomycota; Leotiomycetes; Helotiales; Amorphothecaceae
Exons: 2
Coding region: 1-825 (274 amino acids)
Molecular function (GO): hydrolase activity
Source: RefSeq, a predicted model, not a curated record